GCCGGGGCGCCUGACGGGGGCCGCGCGCAGACACCGCUGCCAGUUUCUUUAGGUCACAUUCAUUUAGCUUUAGCUUAGUCUUAGUCUUAGUCUUAGUCUUUUCUGUAUAGUCUCGCCGCACUCUUUCUCCCUCUUCGCUAGAUUAGCUGCGAGUGGGAUGUACGUUUGGGAGUUUUGUUGAAGUAGAUUUAUCGCGCAGCCUUUUGUUAAAAGUUCGGUUUUCUUCCCCCAUCAAGAGGCAAUACCGUCGUUCACAUCCGUCUUUAAUGAACGGGCGACUUUGACUGUUGUAAAGAAAAACUUUAAUUUGUUUAAAGGACUCGGCGCCACCGCCCGUUUCCCGUCGCCCCCUCCCCCCCGCGCGGCUGGCAGUGGCCUGUCCCGUGCUGUGGGUUAGGCAGUCAGGAGACGUUUUCAUCCAAGUGUUCAUUUUUCCGUUAUCCGCAGUCCAUGAGGGACAGCUAACCGGACGUACACACCGGACGGAACUCGACCAACCACUUUGCUCCAUUUCGGCGAAGAGAGGCUGGUUAACAUGGCUGCCUCAGUAAAGGUGGCGGUCCGGGUCCGACCCUUCAACUCCCGCGAGACCAGCAGGGACGCCAAGUGUGUCAUUCAGAUGCAGGGCAAGACCACGUGCAUCAGUAACCCAAAACACCCCAAAGAUGCAGCCAAGAAUUUUACCUUUGACUACUCCUAUUGGUCACACACCACAGAUGAAGACCCUGAGUUUGUUUCUCAGAGGCAGGUGUAUUUGGACAUUGGGGAGGAGAUGUUACUGCAUGCCUUUGAGGGUUAUAAUGUGUGUAUUUUUGCUUAUGGACAAACUGGAGCAGGAAAGUCUUACACCAUGAUGGGCAAACAGGAGCCUAGACAACAGGGGGUCAUACCUCAGAUGUGUGAAGACCUCUUCAAACGCACCUUAGACAGUACAGACCCUGACCUCUCUUACUCUGUGGAGGUGUCUUACAUGGAGAUAUACUGUGAGCGUGUACGUGAUCUGUUGAGCCCCAAGAGUGUGGGGCCAUUGCGUGUGCGUGAGCACCCCAUCAUGGGCCCUUAUGUGGAGGAUCUGUCCAAACUAGCAGUGACCUCCUACACUGACAUCACACACCUCAUGUACUGUGGUAACAAGGCCCGGACAGUGGCUGCAACGAAUAUGAAUGAGACGAGCAGUAGAUCCCACGCCGUGUUCACCAUAAUCUUCACCCAGCGGCGUCACGACCGCCUCACCAGCCUCCACACUGAGAAGGUCAGUAAAAUCAGUCUGGUAGAUCUGGCAGGAAGUGAGAGAGCAGACUCAUCGGGAGCAAAGGGCAUGAGGUUGAAGGUUAGAGGUCAAAAGGAAGGGGCAAACAUUAACAAGUCUCUUACCACUCUGGGGAAGGUUAUAUCUGCCCUGGCCGAUAUGCAAAGCAACAAGAAGAGGAAAUCUGAGUUUAUCCCCUACAGAGACUCUGUGUUGACCUGGUUACUGAAGGAGAACCUAGGUGGGAACUCACGCACUGCUAUGAUCGCUGCUCUCAGUCCUGCAGAUAUCAACUAUGAAGAAACACUCAGUACUCUGCGGUAUGCUGACCGUGCCAAACAGAUUCGCUGUAACGCCAUUGUAAAUGAAGACCCCAAUGCUCGGCUGAUCAGAGAACUGAAGCAGGAAGUGAACAGACUCAGAGAGCUGCUGCUCACACAGGGCCUUAGCCAGCUUCUCACAGCUAGUGGUCCAGAGGUGAAUAAUAACCACCUCUGCCCAGUGUUGCCGACUUGUUCUGCCUCUAAUGGUCCUGCACCAAUCACAUCCCCUACCCAAGAUGAGGACCACCCCUCUAUGGAUGACUCUAACCAAUCAGUAGAGGUUCAGGAAGAGAUUAUAUCCAAUGAAGAAGCAGUGGAGAGGCUAAGGGAAACAGAGAAAAUUAUUGCUGAGCUGAAUGAGACCUGGGAAGAAAAGUUGAGGAAAACAGAAUCUAUACGACUAGAGAGGGAGUCUCUGCUGGCUGAGAUGGGUGUAUCCAUUAAGGAAGAUGGAGGAACUGUUGGUGUGUUCUCCCCAAAAGGAACGCCUCACUUGGUGAACCUUAAUGAAGACCCUCUGAUGUCUGAGUGUCUGCUGUACCACAUUAAAGAGGGCGUUACCAGGGUGGGUCAGAAGGAUGUUGAUAUUCGGCUGAGUGGGCAGUUCAUUAAGGAGCAACACUGUGUGUUCUACUGCCACAAUAACAACCACGGAGAAGUUGAUGUUGUCCUGGAGCCAUUAGAAGGAGCAGAGACGUAUGUCAAUGGAAGACAAAUCACUGAGCCGACGCUGCUCAGACAAGGUAACCGCAUUGUAAUGGGGAAGAACCACGUGUUCCGUUUUAACCACCCCGAGCAGGCACGGCAGGAAAGGGAGCGCAAUACCACCCAGGACCAGCAGGGGGAGCCUGUGGACUGGAACUAUGCCCAAAGAGAACUGCUGGAGAACCAAGGAAUAGACAUCAAGCUAGAGAUGGAGAAGAGACUGCAGGAUUUGGAAGUUCAGUAUCGUAAAGAGAAAGAGGAAGCUGAUCUACUGCUGGAGCAGCAGAGACUAUAUGCAGACUCAGACAGUGGCGAUGACUCUGAUAAACGCUCAUGUGAAGAAAGCUGGAGACUCAUUUCUUCUCUCAGAGAGAAACUGCCAGCUAACAAGGUGCAGUGUAUCGUGAAGCGCUGUGGUUUACCCAGCAGUGGGAAGCGUAGGGAACCCCUGCGUGUGUAUCAGAUCCCCCAGCGACGGCGCAUCACUAAGGACCCUGAGCGCGUCACCGUGGGUGACCUGAAGCUGCAGGCGGUGAAGGAGAUCUGCUACGAGGUGGCAUUGGCCGAGUUCCGCCACUCACAACAGGAGAUCGCUGCCCUUGCCAUCGUCAAGAUGAAGGAGCUCUUCAGGAUGUACAAGAGAGACAGCGCAGACAGGGACGCCUGGCGGGACGUCGCCAAGGACGUGUGGGACACGGUGGGCGUGGCUGACGAGCACGGACAGGACAUGGGCGGAGACCGGGACGGAGGGGCGGGGCAAACAGGGGUGUACAACCUGAAAGCUCACCUUGAGAAACUGACAGAGAUUCUACAGGAAGUGAAAGAACAGAACAAUAUGAAGGAUGAAGAGAUCAGAUCCCUGAGAGACAGAAUGAUGGAGAUGGAGAGAGUCCUACCUGUGCAGGCCAGUGGAUGUUCAGAAGACCAGGUUAGCAAGAAUAAGGAAGUGGCUGUUGGGCGUGGCUGUGAGGAGCAGGGGCGUGGCUGUGAGGAGCAGGGGCAUGGCUAUGAGGAGCAGGGGCGUGGCUGUGAGGAACAGGGGCGUGGCUCUGUAGAUUUCCUCCCUAAGGAGGAUCGACUCGUGCGUCUGAUGGAGGAAGACCCCGCCUUCCGCAGGGGGCGGCUCCGCUGGCUCAAACAGGAGCAGACACGCCUCCACAACCUGCAGCAGCAGCAAAUCACUAAGCAGCUGCGGCGGGCGGGGGGUGUGGCCGGGGCCGGGGAGGGGAGCAUGGUGCACCUGCCAGGCACUGGGCGCUUCAUCCCCCCGCAGGAGUGCAAGCUCAAGUUUCCUUUUAAGAGCAACCCACAGCACCGUCUGUCCUGGGCUGCUGGCCCUCCUCUGGCCCCGCCCACAGAGGGGGAGGGGAAAGAGGGAAGGGAGUGUCACGCUCUUCCUCUGGCCCCACCCACAGAGGGGGAGGGGAAAGAGAAAAGGGAGUGUCACUCUCUUCCUCUGGCCCCGCCCUGCUCCACCCGUCUAGUGCCACCACCAUUUCUCCCACCUCCGUUCCAGAUACCAGUUGUCAUGGGAACCCAGUAUAUGCGCACACUCUCUCCACAUCGUGCCUGGCAACGUAACUAUGAUAACAGUAACUAUGGCAGCAACAGUCACUUCCCACAGCAGCAGCAAUGGCGCUACAGACGGAACUCUCUGGAUAGUUCCACCGUGCUCAACGGGCAGUGUCACUAUGGAAACGGGAACCACGGUGAUUCCAAUCAGCAUCGGCAACGCAAUCGCCAUCGACGACAGUCCCCGAGCCCUGGACCACAGGUGGAGGCAGGACAUCACCAUGGAGACAGUUACUAUGUCAACCAGCAUUACUCUAGCCACCACCAACAAUUUAUUCCCCAUUUUCAGCUAUACCAGACUCCGCCCCCUGCACACACACUUCUGCAGAACACACGUGCAGAACACACACGUGGAGUCUGGGGUUGUGCACUGAAAUACCAAACCUACAGCCCACCCCCCCGCAUGCAGAGACAACUCAGUGCCCCAGACCUGAAGAGCAAGGAGACACCAAUCUGAGUG
Messenger RNA from Electrophorus electricus (electric eel), 4309 nucleotides. The record is from RefSeq and is a predicted model, not a curated record. NCBI's taxonomy places the organism in Eukaryota, Metazoa, Chordata, Actinopteri, Gymnotiformes, Gymnotidae.